Molecule: messenger RNA, 237 nt
Organism: Cladophialophora bantiana CBS 173.52
Lineage: Eukaryota; Fungi; Ascomycota; Eurotiomycetes; Chaetothyriales; Herpotrichiellaceae
Exons: 1
Coding region: 1-237 (78 amino acids)
Source: RefSeq, a predicted model, not a curated record
AUGCUUGGAAACCCAGAUCACUUUUCAGUCAAGCAAGGGAAUACGAGGGUCAGUUAUGUGGCCGAGAGAAUCGGAGAGACUGACAUCGGCCGUGCCAAGCUGGACGGUGGAAUUAUAUUCUCAAACCGAUUCCUAGAUAUCGACACUGCGAUCGAGACUCUGCUGCCUCUGCGGGACGUGUCCCAAGGAGGUACAGUUGUCAUCGACAGUUUCGUCACCGGUCGCCAGGCACUGUGA